AAGAGUUUGAGCGACCUGGGUGAUUCUGAGUGCAUCAGUCAGGGAGGCCCCCUUGAGGAGGCUGAGGCUCCAACGUGUGGCCAUCACAACAUAGAAAGCUAUUUCUAGGGUCGGGCCUGGGACUCUGGAGCUGACCCGGCUGGGGUCCCCACUGGUUCUGGAGGAUGAGGCUCCUCCGCAGACGCCACAUGCCCCUGCGCCUGGCCAUGGUGGGCAGCGCCUUCGUGCUCUUCCUAUUUGUCCUGCAGAGAGAUGUAAAUAGCAGGGAGCAGGCCACGGAGAAGCCAUGGCUGAAGUCCCUGGUGAGCCAGAAAGAUCAUGUCCUGGACCUCAUGGUGGAGGCUGUGAACAACAUUAGAGAUUCAAUGCCCAAGCUCCAAAUCAGGGCUCCAGAAUCUCAGCAGACUCUUGUCUCUGCAAACCAGUCCUGCCUCCCUGGGUUCUAUACCCCAGCUGAGCUCAAGCCCUUCUGGGAACGGCCACCUCAAGACCCCAAUGGCCCCGGGGCAAAUGGGAAAGCAUUUCAGAAGAGUGAGUGGACCCCCCAGGAGACCCAGGAAAAGGAAGAGGGCUAUAAGAAGCACUGCUUCAAUGCCUUUGCCAGUGAUCGGAUCUCCCUGCAGAGAGCCCUGGGGCCAGACACCAGACCUCCUGAGUGUGUGGACCGGAAGUUCCGGCGUUGUCCGGCCCUGCCCACCACCAGUGUCAUCAUUGUGUUCCACAACGAAGCCUGGUCCACCCUGCUGCGAACAGUGUACAGCGUCCUACACACCACCCCUGCCAUCUUACUGAAGGAGAUCAUAUUGGUGGAUGAUGCCAGCACUGAGGAGUACUUAAAAGAGAAGUUGGAGCAGUACGUGCAGCAGCUGCAGGUGGUAAGGGUGGUGCGGCAGGUGGAGCGGAAGGGGCUGAUCACUGCCCGGCUGCUGGGGGCCAGCGUGGCCCAGGCGGAAGUGCUCACGUUCCUGGAUGCCCACUGUGAGUGCUUCCAUGGCUGGCUGGAGCCCCUCCUGGCUCGGAUCGCUGAGGACAAGACAGUGGUAGUGAGCCCAGACAUCGUCACCAUUGACCUUAACACUUUUGAGUUCUCCAAGCCCAUCCCAAGGGGCAGAGUGCAUAGCCGUGGCAACUUUGACUGGAGCCUAACCUUUGGCUGGGAAACUCUACCUACACAUGAGAAGCAGAGGCGUAAGGAUGAGACCUACCCCAUCAAAUCCCCGACGUUUGCUGGUGGCCUCUUCUCCAUCUCCAAGUCCUACUUUGAGCACAUCGGUACCUAUGAUAAUCAGAUGGAGAUCUGGGGAGGGGAGAACGUGGAAAUGUCCUUCCGGGUGUGGCAGUGUGGGGGCCAAAUGGAGAUCAUCCCAUGCUCUGUGGUAGGCCACGUGUUCCGUACCAAGAGCCCCCACACCUUCCCCAAGGGUACCAGUGUCAUUGCUCGCAAUCAAGUGCGCCUGGCUGAGGUCUGGAUGGACAGCUACAAGAUGAUUUUCUACAGAAGAAAUCAGCAAGCAGCAAAAAUGGCCCAAGAGAAAUCCUUUGGUGACAUUUCUGAGCGACUGCAGCUAAGGGAACGACUACAUUGUCGCAACUUUUCCUGGUUCCUGAACAAUGUCUACCCAGAGAUGUUUGUUCCUGACCUGAUGCCCACCUUCUACGGAGCUAUCAAGAACCUUGGCAUCAACCAAUGCUUGGAUGUGGGUGAGAACAACCACGGAGAGAAGCCCCUCAUCAUGUACUCCUGCCACGGCCUUGGUGGCAACCAGUACUUUGAGUAUACAACCCAGAGGGACCUUCGCCACAACAUAGCAAAGCAGCUGUGUCUACAUGCCAGCGUGGACACUUUGGGCCUUAGGAGCUGUCACUUCACUGGCAAAAAUAGCCAGGUCCCCAAGGACGAGGAAUGGGAAUUGACCCAGGAUCAACUCUUCAGGAACUCAGGAUCUGGUACCUGCCUGACAUCCCUGGAUAAUAAGCCAGCCAUGGCCCCCUGCAAUCCCAGUGACCCCCACCAGCUAUGGCUUUUUGUCUAGGACCAAGGUCAUCCCCGAAGGAAGCCCUCACAAGCCUCUCAGGAAACAGGAUUGCUGCUGUCUAGGAACCUGAUUGCCAGUUUUGCUGUAGGACUUAAAGAUGGGUUUCUAAACCCAAUGGAUGUCAAGACAGAACUUUCCUGCUCCUUGGAACAACAGUGGACUCUUUUCUUUCUUCCACACUGAUGGAAGAGACCAUUAGCACAAAUGAUGCUUGGCCUAGGGCUUUCCCUCUGUCCUGGCCUCCAAAGCAGAGGAGGCAGCUGGAGGAGGGCCCAGAGCAGCAAUGCUGAGCUCAAGAAAAGUACUUUUGUAGACACGUCCUGAAUCCUUGGUCAUCCAGAGCCACUGCAGAAUCUAGGGAAAUGGUGUAUUCUAACUGAAUAAUUAGAGGUCCAGGAGAGCCUGUCUCGCUAAUAUUACCCAAAAUUUGUAGAACUGUUUAAAGAAAGCUCCCUAACAGGGGUUCUUUAGCUGCACAAUAAUCCUGUGAGAAAGACAGGUCAAGAACCACUGUGCCCAU
This is a messenger RNA of Otolemur garnettii (small-eared galago), 2556 nucleotides long. It is a transcript of the gene GALNT6, whose product is annotated as polypeptide N-acetylgalactosaminyltransferase 6. The record is from RefSeq and is a predicted model, not a curated record. The coding region runs from base 165 to 2033 and encodes 622 amino acids. Gene Ontology annotation, cellular component: Golgi apparatus. NCBI's taxonomy places the organism in Eukaryota, Metazoa, Chordata, Mammalia, Primates, Galagidae. The transcript has 12 exons.